GCUACUCGACAACAACUUGGAGGGGAGUAAUUGCGCGUUAUAUAUUUCCAAUGCUGCCGUUGAUGGUGGCGGGAUCAUUGUGAAGGGAAAUACGCUGAUCACAACGGAGGAGGGUCAGGGUGUGGAAUCAUCUGUUUGCGUUAAUGCUAUUGAUGUGAGGAACGGCGGCUACUUUGACGUUGAGAACACCACGAUGAGUGCUGCUAAUGGCGUUAUUUUUUUUGGGGAUACCACCGUGAGCACCGCGGGGCUGCUGCGAGUGGCGGACUGCACCUUUAUUGGCAGCACGAAGGUUUUGACUUCUGCGCUGUCGUAUUUGUCUGGCUCGGUGACCCUCGAGGGAGGUGCGCAGUGGCGUGUGGAGGGCAACAGCGUGAGUGCAGCCUCGGUAUUAAAUAUUCCUCAUUUUCAGCACAAAAUUCAGCUGUCGGGCAGCGGCACCACCGUGGCGCUUGCACACAACCGUCAGGUGGACUCGAGGGUUUCCUUCGCCAAAUUUCUCCCAUCGAGCAUUGUCGUGAAGUUACCCGCGCGGUUUGUGGUUGGGUGCAACCUGCAGGGCGAUGAGGAGGUGUCGUACGACGAUGUGUUUCCGGAGGGCGUGGUGGUGUUCAGGUGCGGCACAUGCAACGACGACGCGGCGUGCUACAUGCCCGGGACGGAGUCGGUGGACCGCGGCUCGUUCUCGUGCAGCUGCAAGGACGGAUGGCAUGGCGCGUCGUGUCUUCCCUUCGAGGUGCCCGACACGGUUUUGCCGCCCGUGGCGGAGAGAGCCGUUGACGGCGACACGAGCUGCGUGGUGAACCAGACGCUGACGAGCCUAGCGCUGGACAUGUGGAAGACACACCACUGCUACGUGGGUGUGACGUUCAGCGGCGUGGGUGCCGUGCUGACGUUUUUCCUCGACAGUAUGCCGCUGCAUCUCCCCAUCAACAUCACGCUCACUGAGUGCAUAUUCCGUGAGGGUGCCGCGCUGCAGUUUGUUGGUGGUGCUUCUGCGGCCGAGUCAGCCGGUGUCCUGAUCCGCGUGAGCCAUACUGUAAUGCGGUCUUCCGUUGUUGCUUUUGCACUUGCCCUCCCGCAGCACUGCGACAUUGCCGUCACGGAGGUUGACGCGGUGCAGUCCUCCGAGGUCCAGCUGCCACACAUUAGGACCAACAUGCUGAGCGUAUUUUUACUGGUGAACAUCAUGUUUAGUGCGUCCUCGCUGUUGGUCAGCAACGUCAAGGCUCAUUCCUUGAGGUACGGUGCGCUUGGUUUGUACUCGACAGGGACGCUGACGCUGGAGCGUGGCAGCUCGCUGUAUGUGCAGUACUGCAGCUUCGCUGGGUACAUGCAUAUGUUUUACGUGAAUAUCCUCAGUGUGAGUGACCACUCCGUUUUUGCGCUGCUCAACAAUACAAUGUCCUCCGGGACAAGCCUGCUGUGUCAGCAACAAGAAUUGAGCGUGUCAGAUCACAGCGUGCUGCGCGUGGUGGGGAACAGCGGCUCCGUGUCCUAUGCCAUAUAUUCACUAAGCUUUUUUACCGUCCACCAUUCAAGCUGGCUGGAUUGGCGCUACAACGACGUGGGAGUGGGUGCGAUGUUUCAUUACUCCCUAAUAACUACUAUGAACAUCGACGGCAGCAGUGUGGUGACGCUGACGGGCUGCACGAUGGGCUCGACGGGGCUGUCGGUACCUCUGCUAUCGCAGGCUGACGCCGGCUACCGGUUCGUUGCUGGGUGCCUGACGGUCGCGGGACGGGAGGUGACGACGGCGGCUGAACUGGCGCUGAACGGCAUCACCAGCGUGACGACGGUUGCUGCGUGCGGGGAGUGCACGAAGGAGGGCGACUGCUUUGCUCCGCUGACGACGGCGGUCAGCGGCUGCAAGUGCCGGUGC
Molecule: messenger RNA, 1882 nt
Organism: Trypanosoma cruzi
Lineage: Eukaryota; Euglenozoa; Kinetoplastea; Trypanosomatida; Trypanosomatidae
Product: dispersed gene family protein 1 (DGF-1), putative
Exons: 1
Source: RefSeq, a predicted model, not a curated record